Messenger RNA from Echinococcus granulosus, 450 nucleotides. RefSeq names its product g-protein coupled receptor. The record is from RefSeq and is a predicted model, not a curated record. The transcript has 2 exons. Lineage: Eukaryota; Metazoa; Platyhelminthes; Cestoda; Cyclophyllidea; Taeniidae. Gene Ontology annotation, molecular function: G protein-coupled peptide receptor activity. Gene Ontology annotation, cellular component: membrane. Bases 1 to 450 code for a protein of 149 amino acids.
AUGAUGGCAGCUUUAAGGGACAUCGCCAGAAAGAGGAACGAACUGCUAAGGAAGCGAAACGAAAUAAAAAUUCUGGCUGAUAAGGUAAGGUCGAAAGACUUACCCACCGAGUCGAGGGAGAAUAAGGCUCGGGACCGCACUAGAAGGCAAAAAGCCAGUAAUGGAGAUGCCUACAAAACGUCAAGAAUAAUGCUGGUGGUCCUCUUGCUAUUUCUAGUUGUGGAGAUCCCCACCACUGUCCUCGUUGUCAUGUAUAGUCUUCUGCUCGCAUUCCGAGCCACACCGCCGCCUUUCUUUGCAGAGGUGCGUGAAGUUUGCAAUCUUCUAAUUGUCUUCUCGUAUCCAUGCAAUUUCGUUAUCUACUUUGUCAUGUCCAAACAGUUUCGAAUUGCCUUUGCGUCUCUGAUUCCCGACUGGUCAAAGCGGAGGCAGGAACACCGAAAAAAGUAG